CUUAUAGGAGGAUCUUCACAAUGGCAGAAGGACGUUGCUGGAAAACGUGGUGUUAUUUUAACUGCUUGUAUGGAAGCUCUGUUCUAAUUCCAUUUUCUGUCAGUGUCAAAAAGACAGCACCUCAGCAAUGUUAGAAGGAUUCUAGUGCAUAAGUAACUCAGAGGGUUUUUAGCACGCCACUCUCUCCCAGCUGUAAAUAUGGGGUGACCAGUAUUCCUUGAGCUUUACAGGGUUGCUGUCAGGAAGGCAAAAUAAUGCACGUGAAGUACAGUGCCUUCUCUGAAGCUCUCUCAGCCUUCCCCAAUCUGGUGCCUUCCAUAUGGGUUCGGCUACAUUUCUGACAAUUCUCAGCCAGCAUGACCAAGGUUGUAGUCCCAACUCAUCUGAAAGGUACCAGGUUGGGGAAGGGUGCAUUAAUAUAAAACAGAGGAGUUGUUGUUCCUAUCCUCAUCAUGGUCCUCCACAGCCAACCAUUCUCCAUUUUAAGCUGGGAAUGCCAGGAGCUUGCAGAACCAUUAUUUUUCCUUUCCUACUGUCUGCAGAAUUUGCUCCAGGCCAGAGGAAUUCAAGGCAGUGAAGGUUUGCCCAGACAGCCUGCCACACUUAAAAAUGUGACCUGUAUAUUCAUUCUCCCUGUAAGCAAGUGUGAGAUUUAAACACUACUCGCAGCCUGUUCUUCAGCUUAGAAAGCAUCUCCAAACUUGUGCAUGUUUGGAGGUGGCGAUGAUACGUCAGUCCUUUAUAGGUAGGUUCAGACAUUUGAUGCCUGAUUAAAAUUAAUGAGAACUUUGAUUUUUUAAAGCACAUUUUUAUAAUUAAAACAGAUGUUGUCUAGAAGUUCAAGAGAUGGAGUCUCUGCACCAGGGUGGGCAACUUCUGGCCCUCUGGAUUUUUUAGCCUACAUCCAUCAACCCUAGCCAGCAUAGGAAUAAUGAUGGAUUCCCACAUUUGGAGGGCCACAAGCUCAUUCGGCAGGCCCUAUAUCUUGAACACACAACCACAUAACCCUCUCCAUACUUCCCACCAACCCACAUGUCUUUAUCAGGAGGAUUCCUUAUUCUCGGACAACUUUAAAAUCUGGAUGCCAAGUAUAUCUGGAAAAUAACUGCACUUGCAUUAAGUCAUAGUGCUCUGUUGAGUUUUGAUGAAAAAGCAAAAGGUUUUUUUUAAUAUAUUCUUAUAGAGGCUAAGUACAGGCUUACCCUAUGAAGAAUGUGGUUAGGAGACAUUGCCAGCGUGGUCGGUGGUGUUUGGUCGCCAUGGUGCUGCAGACUAGCCCACAGAAUUCAGUGCCAAUCUGACAUGUGGCUGGAUGUUAUCUUAUCUCUCUUAUAUCAGAGAGCUGAGGUCAGCAUGCAAAAGGUGUUACCGCUCAUGGUGUGGGCACAUGUAUGAGGCUGGUAAAUAAAUCUUGCAGAAAUUUGUUUGCUUAUUUAUUCAUACGUAACACUUACCUGCAAAAAAGAUAUCAAAAUAAUGUCCAUCCAUUUAAAACAAUAAAGCCUUAAAGAUGUAAAUAGAAGGGUAUUAAAGCAAUACCCAAAAUAAACCAGCAUUUUAAAUGGCUAAAUUGGAAAGGGGCAUCUUUGUAUCCUUUGUAGGAGCCUAGAGAGUAAGGCCAAAUGAUGUUCUCCAGGGAGCACAUUCCAUAGUUUGGGAGUGACACGGGAGAAAGCCCUUUUGCCCUCUGUGGGUACUGGUGUCCUCGAGAGGACCUUUACUGCACUGUUGUUUGGUCGCCAUGGUCAUAGGAUUUUUUUUGCCUCAGGAGGCAUAGGAUUGCCACCCUUGGAGGUUUAAAGGUUAAAACCAACAUUUUUAUUUGUGGAAAGCAAUUGGCAGCCAUUGCAGAUCUUUCAAAACAGCUGUAAUAUGGUCCCAGUGCUAGGAACUGGUUAGCAUCCCGGCUGCUAUAUUUUGCGCUAGUUGCAGCUUUCCAAGAAUAGCUCGUUCAUAGGUGACUGAAGAGCAAAAGAAGUGUGUGUGCUCUUUCUGGGAAUGGAUGCCUUUCUCAGGCCCACUUUCAAUCUUGUAAACUAUUGACUUCGUUCAGCUUUAUUCACUCAUGGCCUUGCAAAUGGCUGUUCUCACUGAUGUCUCAGUUCAGGAAUAAUGAAGACAUAGCAUGUGGUUACUCCUGUAGCUCAAGCAAUGGAGCAUUGAAUCGUUUUUGUAUCAUGUAUCAUGUUUUUUAUCCUGUUCUUUCUCCUUACAAGCUCAGAGGUGAAAAAUAUACUUACCUCUUAUGAUUUCACAACAUCCCAUUCAGGUAGGUUAGACUGAGGGAUUGUGACAUGCUUGAUGCCAUCUGAUGCUAUUUGUGACCUACUUUGUCCUGGACCAGAUGAAGUAUGGCUUUGUGGGAACAUAUACACCUGCAAGGAAAGUUCCCAGAUCGUAAGACUGUCAAGAAGACAUUGGAAACGUGCUACCAUAUCUGUUGUGAAAGCGCAGAAUCUUCGUUCUUCCCUUGGCUUAUUUCCAUGUUGCCUUCAGCAUCAUUUCAAAAGCCCUCUGCAUGCGAUCGAUUCAGAGACCUGGCAAGAGUGAUUUGUUCCUUCCCUGGCAGCCUGUUGCAUGGGAAGAAAGUGGGAGGAAGAGAAAAGGAGGAGGCAGAAGCCUUAUGUCUCAGUGGCCCAGCAGAUGGCACCCCCGAGUCCCAGCGGCAGCACCAACAACAGCAGCAGCAGCAGUAGCGGGCCAGGUGGCGGCGGCGGCGGUGGCGGCGGUGGAGGGGACCAGCUGAGCAAAACCAACCUGUACAUCCGGGGCCUGCACCCUGGCACCACAGACCAGGAUCUUGUCAAGCUGUGCCAACCGUAUGGCAAAAUUGUCUCCACCAAGGCCAUUCUGGACAAAACGACCAACAAAUGCAAAGGCUAUGGCUUUGUGGAUUUUGACAGCCCCACGGCGGCGCAGAAGGCAGUGACUGCACUCAAAGCCAGUGGGGUCCAGGCCCAGAUGGCCAAGGUAAGACUUGGACCCCAGCUGCUGUGUGGAGAAAAGGAGGGAGGCCGCACCUUGCUUCAGCAACCCAGUGAGGACCAGCUGUAUGAGAAAUCCCAAGCAACCAACCCGCGGGGUUCCCUGCAGUUUCUCCCAGCUCAGCAACAGGAGCAGGAUCCCACCAACCUCUACCUGUCAAACCUGCCUUUGGGCAUGGACGAGGCUGAGCUGGAGUCGAUGCUGAAGCCAUUCGGACAAGUCAUCUCCACACGCAUCCUGCGCGAUGCCAGCGGCACCAGCCGGGGAGUCGGCUUUGCCAGGAUGGAGUCUACAGAAAAGUGCGAAGCCAUCAUCACACACUUCAACGGCAAAUAUAUCAAGACGCCCCCCGGGGUCCCAGCUCCUCCGGAUCCGUUGCUUUGCAAAUUUGCCGACGGUGGCCAGAAGAAGCGCCAGAAUCAGGGCAAAUAUGUGCAGAAUGGCCGAGCCUGGCCACGGGAAAGUGACACGGGUGGGAUGACCUUGACCUAUGACCCCACAACAGCGCUACAAAAUGGGUUCUAUACAACACCCUACAGCCUGGCCCCUAACAGGAUGAUUGCCCAGACUGCGCUGUCUCCUUACCUCCCAUCACCGGUUUCCUCUUACCAGGUUCACAGCCCAUCCUGGAUGCACCAUCAGUCAUACCUCAUGCAGCCCACGGGGACAGUGCUGACACCAACCAUGGACCAUGCAAUUUCCAUCCAGCCCACCUCCAUGAUGGGGCCCCUAACCCAGCAGCUGGGCCACCUGUCCCUCAGCAGUGCUGGCACAUACAUGCCGGCGGCAGCAGCUAUGCAAGGAGCCUACAUCUCCCAGUACACACCUGUGCCUUCCUCUAGUGUUGCAGUCGAGGAGAACAGUGGCCAGCAGAGCCACGUGACGGUGGAGUCCCCGUCGGAUCACGCUGCCUACUCGUAUCAGUACAACAAGUAACAACAGUGCCACCGAGCAGCUCAGCUCUGAGCAAUCACUUCGAGGGAGACAAGUUUUUUUUAUUUGUGCUGCAUUUAGAAGAUGGAACCAUUUUUGUUGUUGUUGCUUUUCUUUCUGCAAAGAAAAAGGUUGUUUUGCUUUGUUUUUUAAAAAAGGAAAUAACCGCAAUAGACUUUUGACACCGAGGAACCAAAGGAGGUUAGAGUGGGGGUAGAAAAGACAUACCCCCGAUCCUUAGAUGUACAGAUGGACUAAGGACUAUUUUAAUACGAGGAAAACAUUUUUGGCGCGUGUGCGUGUGUGUGUGUGUGUUUGCGCGUUUAUUUUCUUGUUAACAGCAAAAUCAAACGCUUUGGAUGCCACAAAAUUCCCCAGAGAAGAACAAUUAUUUUUCUCUUUUGGAAAGGCGGCUUCUGCACCUCUGGGAGGGAAUUUUUUUGCUCCUUUGAAUUUGUUUUGUUUUUUUCUUUGAUCAUUUAAAAGAGUUUUUAAAGGACAAAUAUGCAAAAGUGUUUGAAUAUUUUUUGUUGUUUUAUAAGAAAAUGCUCUGAGAAAACCCCACCUCGCAGCUGUAGGAUAAAAAUCAAUGCAGACUUCUUUUUUUCUUCUUCUUCCUUGGGGUGGGUGUGGGGGAGGGAAUUUUGCUUUGAAAGGAUUAUUUUAUUAUUUCAAGAGGGUAUUUUUUUUUCUAAAAAAGACAAAUUUACAAAAAACAAAAAAAGGAAAUCGACAAAAAAAUCUACAAAAAAGGAAAUCUACAAAAAAAAGUUGAACUUUUGACGGCAGCAAGAGGGGUUUGUGUAAAACUUGUCAAGUUGGAGGGAUGAUGUGGCUGGUGGCUUUUGAUGAACUGAUACUUUUAUUUUUUCUUUGGCAUAAACUCUGCCCCAGCUGAAAGAGAGAGAGAAACAGAGUUUGCUCCAGACCUCAGUUUCUGCCCUCUGUCCUGUCUAAUGGGACCGGUUCUUGCUGAAUGCUUUGGACUCUGAUUUGAGCUUCUGUGCGGACCCUUCUUUGCUUCCACAUGGAUUCUCCCCUUGCCUGCCCUGCCCUGGAACGGGGGACAAUAAACUGACCGAGGAACCUGCCGCCCGUGAUGUGUCAUCGCUUCCGGACUCUUGGAGACUGAACGGACACGUUGCCAGCAGCAGCAGCAGCAGCGCUUUGCCCCUGCCCCUUGCUCAGCCCCUGCCCCUGCCCCUGCCCCUGCCCCGGGGGCACACACACACACAGUGCCUUCUGCCGCCCGCGGUCCGGACUGUGCUGCCGUCUGCCCCCUCCAACUCCUGCAUGCCCGUCAACCCAGGUGCACAGUGCGUCUGCUCUCUCGGCAAACCAGUCUGGGGGCUGCGCUUGAUUCUUCUGACUGGCGGGGAUUGGGGGAGGGCUGUCCGAGUCGCUUUAAAAACAAACUAGGGAGCAUCUAGCACCUUGCAGGGGAUGGCCGAGCUCCCCCCUCCCCCUGAAACGGAGAUCCUAGUUACUAUGCACGUCCCCCCCCCCCGGCCCUUGGUCGCUGGCUCCCCAGAUCCGCAAUAGCAGGACACAAUGUGCAAUAAUCGGGCCCUUCCUACCACGCGUUUCCCUGGAGAGCCUCUUGGAGGUACCAAGUGCUUUAGACACCUUUGCAUGUUCCCCUGCCCCAACCAGAUGGUGCUAAAAGUCGAAUCCUCUCUUCCACCAUAAAACCACCCCAGCCGGCUGGCAUGAAGCUGCCCCCGUCGCCACGUUGUUAGUGUUGCUUCCCUUGCCCCUUCUGCGGGAUGCGAUCAUGCGAAACCUCCUCCCAUUUUUUAAUGCCCAACCCGUAUCUUUGAGGAAAUGGCUCUUAUGCAGCUGACAAUCAGGGAGGACUAACUGCAGAGGCCAUACAGGUGUCAUGUGAACCAGGGAAAAAGAGUGAGUGUGCGCGCGCGCGUGUGUGUGUGUGUGUGUACUCACGUGUGCAUCAUGCAUGUGCUGGGAAUCUGUGGUAGGACAGCCUUUGAAUAAGGGACCUCUGCAUAUCGGGUUUGUGCAUUUCUCAGGACGCCCGUCGUCUUGUGCUCGGCGUGGCUGCUCAGUGCCCUCCUGACCACGCGUGUGCUCGGCGUGAUCUGCUCCCGACAAGGGGAGCACGAGGCUCUUGGAAGGGAGGGAGGGAAGGAGGGAGGCAGGCAGGCAGGCCUGGCCCAUUCUUCCUCAUUGUGCUGCAGGGACAGGCUUGUCCCCCUGCCUCCUUGCCUCCCUGGCAGCUGUGCUGCCGAUGCCCUUGACUGGAAGGCCUAGUGAGGGGGUGGGCUGGUGCUACCUAGGAGAAUGCGGAGAAGCUUUGGCACAAUCAGAUGGGAUCCUGGCCUAGCAUCUGCCUAUGGCCAGUGUGCCGUUUCUUCACCCUGCCCAUGCCUGGAGUCUAGCGGCAGUCAGAUCCAGUCAGCCCCCAGUGCUGAGUUAACUCUGAGUGUCUUUUGGGCGACUUUGGGACUCGCCUUCAGUUCUAGCGCCUCUUCUCCCCAGGCUGAAUUAGGGAGCCAAACAGGUUUUUGUGAUAUUGAGUCUGAUAACUGGGAGAAUUGGGGCAAAGAUGAAGAUGUGCCACUUGAUGGUGCCCGUUUGAGAGGCAAGUGGUGCCAGUCGAAGGGGGCAGUGCCGCGGCACGUGCCACAAAGGUGGGGGCAGAGCGAUUUCCCACACUUGCGUUGUCCUCUUGCCACUCAGCUGACAGCUUUCAAAUGGAUACAGGACAUCAGUGCUGCGUUGCUCUUGCCCGGUUUUUCUUACUCUGUGAUGGGCUUACAGCCUGCACUGCUAUUUAUCUGCCUGCUCUGCUGCUCUCUCUUCCCUCUGAAGCCACUAAAGGGGGCAUUUAAAUGGAGCUCUUCUAGCCCCGGCAUGUGCCUUGCACAGCAGGUCCUUAGAGUGGGCUACAAAAGGAUUUAGCCUUGAUUGCUAGGCUGCUGCAGGCACGCUGGAAACAUGGGCAGUAGUGCCUCUUUUUGGCCACGAAGACUUCCUUGCCUGCACCUGAAUUUUUUGAUCUCCCAGCAGUCACAAUACAUCACACCAUUUCAGAAACAACUCUCAGAGUUUCCCCAGAUUGCAGGAGUAGCUGCUUGGGUGUUCUGAGGGAGAACUGCUGCUUGUAGGCAGGGAUAGGGAAAGCAGGUGGUGUGUUCUCUGUAUAUUUGGCACCUGCAGAGGAUGUUUUCUUGGUAGGUCCCAUUGAAAUGAAUGGGAGCUGCACUAGAACAUCGCUAAGGUCUCCUGCUGCUCCCAGUCAUUUUAAUGGGACCUCUGCAAGUGAUUUUUCAUGUCAGCUGUGCUCUAUGACUGAUUGUUCAAAAUCCUCAGGCAUUAUAAUUAAGGCAAUUGGUAGUAACUACUGAUCAAUGAAAUCCAUUAUUUGUGUGUGCGUGGGGGGGGGGGAAUCUGGAUAUUGAUUGGGAAAAAUAACAGUGCAUCAGGGCCCCUUUGAAAGGCUUACUCUGUCCCGUCCCCCCCAAAGUAGAACCACAUUAAAAUUGGGAUGCUUGUGCUCCUGACAGUCUCCUGGUUUUUAAAAUUAGAAUUUAUUAUUGGAAUCACCUGCUCUCCCAUUUUAUCUGAAAAUAGGCUUUUAUACAUAACCUCUAAUAAAGAUUUCUGAGUUGGAACUAUAGUAGGUAUAGAAACAUUUGAUGUUGAUGGCCAAGGAUCAGCAAUACCGAUUCACAUUUAUGUUGACCUGGUAUCUACCUGAAUGAGCCUGCCCCAUGAGUCCCUCCCUUCACUGACUCCCCACCCCAAUCCUGGCCCUUACCCAAGUGCUUGUGGCCACGGCCAUGUUGAACUGUGGUUAGCACUAGCUAGGAUAAGUUACUUUAAAUCUGGUUCAAAGUCUGGCAAUAAUAUAAAGCUGUGGUUUAGCUUCACAGAUUGAGUCCUCUCUCAGGAAGGCCUCUGUAAUAAACCUCCAGGAGGCUCUGCUGAUUAUCUUGUAAACCAGCUGUGAAAGAAGCACUCUAGUCAGCAUUUUCUUUGUGCAGAUGCGGUCAACACAAGCACUACUUUGUAAGCUCAUUUCAACUGCAAUUUCACAUCCUAGCCAGUAAGGCGGCAUGCACCACCCCUCAUGCAAGGGGUGAGACCAGGUGGGAAGCCAUAGUUAACCAUGGUUCUUCCUCAUGUCCAAUCUGGGAACCAUGGGUCAUGGCUUCCCAAGGACAAGGCCUCUGGAUCCUAGGUGCUUGGGAGCCUUUGCCAUAGUUGCAUGUUUGCCUGUAGCAGGAGCCUGCAGUUAGCAGCUUCCUGGCUUGCUCUGGAUUUGCACAAAGGCAGGCACUCCAGGUGUAUGAAUAGCCCAACUGAUUCAGUGAGGAGUGUCCAAACGACCCAGGUCUGCAUCAUCCAUUUUCCAAGUUAGUUCAGUUUAUGCAUUGAUCCUGUUGUGGCUCAUCUGUACACUGUGGAGGAUAACAGAUGCAAUGAAAUAAACUCAGGGCACAAUUGAGCAAGACUUGGUUGUGACUAAAGGUGCAAUUCCCCGUCCGUUUACUGGGGCAUGAAUCAGACAGGUGCGUCUAAGCAGGUAUGCAUAGGCUUGCCUUUAAGAACACAGUGCACUCUGAUAAUAAGAUCCACCCAGGGAAAUUCAUUUCGGGCAUGAGACCUAGGAAACUGGUUGCAGAUGUGCCUUCAGGUGUUUCUCCUCCAUCUGCAUGCAUGCCCUUUCAGUGUGCCUGCAUAUGUGUGGGUGCAUCUCGCACCACCCCUUUGCUGAGUGUGGCCAGUUGCCUACGGCGAGAGUGGGAUUCGAGGCAGGGGCUUGGCGGUACCUUGCAUAUAGAGCCUGUUGCGGUCGUUUCGAAGCACCCUCCAUCACAACGCUCCGUCUUCCUCUCGGGCCAGAACCAAGCCUUUAGGCUGCUCGGCAGGGUUGUGGAGAAGGCUCCUGCCUCCCGUGCGCUGCUUUAACAAAUUGGGACACUUUGCAGGGCUUGAGCUGAAGUUUCAGAGGAGGGCACGUUGUGCUUUGGAACAUGGUGGGAGGCUCUCUGCAUGGGUGAGGCUCCUCAUCGCUCACGAUCCCGAAAGACUUGCAUGUGUCAUGAUGCCGGCCCUUCACAUGGCAGGCCCAGGAAUGCAAGCUGUGGGCAGAAAAAUCUAUCUGCGUUCUUGUGAAUGCGGUUGAACAGGGCAGAGUCCACCGCUCAGAGCUAGGCAGGUAACUCCCAGCAGUGUGGCAACACCCUCGUCAGCCUGUGUGUCACUCCCACGUGGAUCCCCUUGUGUGAGCGUGAGUGCAGAGCACAGAGGAUGCAGCACAUAGCAGCCUGGCUAAGAUGUUGCUCCAGUUUCCUGGAUCAAGGCAGAGGGCGUGGGAGAGGCCCGUGCCUUCUUCCCACUCCCGUGGUUUCCUUUUCUCCCAGCUAACUGCCCAGUGAGCCUGCUGCAUGCGCUCCCCCAGCAGGGAGCCCAUGGACUCCACGGCCCCCUUCUAGACGCAUGCACUGUGCCUGCUUGCCAGGCACUCCUGCUCUGCUCAGGACUAGGGUGGCAUUUGCCAGAGCCAGGGGGAAGGUGGGUGUUAUUUUGCAGGAGGGUGUAAGGCUGCCAGCCAUGGGGGUGGGGGAGAGAGCUGUAUGGGCACAGCUGACUCCAGGGGUAGGAACAGGGCAGGAGUAGGUCACCCUUUCGCUUUCAUUCUGAAUCCCCUCCUCCUCCUGUUUCCCAAAAAUGUAAAAUCGUGUGUCUUGGGCAUAAUGGGGCCACGCAGCAAAUCAAGCAACAGCAGCAAAGCCAGAUCUGUGCGUUUGCUACAGGAGAAGGUAGAAUUUAAGCUGCCAGAUGCCCUUGCUUAGCAAGGCCAACUCCUUGCAGAAGGGAAGCAAGGAAAGGUUCAGCAGUGGAAAGGAAGCAAGAGGGAGCAGGGAGCAGGGGUCCGAGGUGAUCACGGCGGAAGGAAUGCAGAGGGUGGGGCAGAGGGCAAAGAUGAGCGUGUGGCUAGUGACCGGGUGGGGGUACAUUCGGAACAGUAACAGCCUUAGGAAUGUUGGAACUUGUGAAGCUGGAUGCUGGGCCUGGGUGUGUGAGAAUGUGCGACUGAGAGAGAAACGGGUGUAUGUGCACAGACACAAAAGAUUGUGUAGCAUACAGACUAUGUACUUUGCCACUGCAACGCUUCCUUAGUCCAAAGCCCUGUUCUCAUGCCUGACUCUCCCCACAGCGUCCCCUACAGCACCUCCUCGCUUUUUUCCAGCCAAGGGACACACCCACAACAGCGAACUCGGACAUGUGGUUUUGGGCAGUUCAUUCCCCUUUCACUGCAUCCUUCCAAUUCUGAAAGGAAGCGUGGUAGUAAGGAAAAAUGUUAAGGUCCCCAUCCUAACCUCUCUGUGAUGGCACCUUGGCUUCGUAGGUGAACCGGCUCUCCCUGGUGGGAGACUGGAGGCAUGGCCAGAGCUUUCCACCACCGUGAAACAGGGUGGGAGGGUCCCAUUUACGCGAUAUUGUGGGAGUCGCUGCUGGGCAACUGUCGGCUGCUUCAACGGUGCUUUGGACGCCUGCAUGCCUAGUGUGGGGACCGAACACAAUACGCUGGGACUAGGAGCAUGCGCCCCUUGAGCUGCUAGAGUUUUAAUCUUGUGCCUUGAUUUCCUCUUUCUCAUUCUGCCCACGGGGGGAACCAGUCCCUGCACUUUAAACUUCCAGUCUAGUUGGCGCCUUCCCCUGUCCAGCCCCCCACCCCGUCCCUCCCAUUUGCAGCUAAAGGAUGCUACCGCCUUGCCCUGAUUGAUGCCGUCAGGGCCCCGGCACUCUGCCCCGGCCCCCCUCCUGUGCACAAAACCAUCCUCCUCUCCUGCAACAUGCAUUCCCUGUCCAGCCAGCCACCAUGCUGGAAGAGGAAGCACAGCUGCCUCCCAGACCCGGCAGACUGUCGAGAUGAAACCUCCAAUGUGUAGUUCCACUUAAAUGCUGGUGUUUUUAAAAGCAAGCUCCACCACCCAAAACUCUUCGCCUGCCAGCUCCAUGCUUGCAUUGAAACCCGUCCUGCUUGGAAAUUGAUGGUGCUAUUUGGGAAGACAGACAGACCCCGGUUCAGAACUUCUCUUCAUUGUUACGCUCACCAGUUCCCGUUUUUUGUCAUUCUUCGCUACGCAUCUACCUCACAUGCACUCGCAGUUCAUUUGUACGUCCUGAACCGGCCAACGGCACCUUCACCAAGGGACAAGCUCCCCGCCUCAUCUUUAGAAAGCCCUCUGGGCUCCUCUGCUUUGUUUGAAGGGGAGAGAGAAGGGAAAUGUUUGUUUUCAACAAACAAAGGAUUCACCCCGUUGCUGCUAAUUCUGAAGAGUUUUGUUAAAUGUACCACAUUUUGCUUUUUUAAAAAAUUUCCUUUGUAAAAUGUGUUGGUUGGUUUAUUUAAAGUUGAAGAGAGAUGUUUUGUCCAAAGGGAAGGAAAAGUUACGUGGCCUCAACAUGGGACCCUGAGCAUGGCACGAAUGGCCAAAAGAUAAAAUGACUUUUUUCUCCCCGCUCCCCCACUUGCUUUUGCAUAGACCUCGUGCUCCAAAGCCUUUUGUGGCUGCACUGCUUGCACUGGAGAAAAGGUUGCCAGCUAGAAGGGAAGUCUAGGGUUGCUGCUGUCUGCCAUCCCUGGUCUUUCGAGCCAGUGAUGGUGGCCACAGCUUCUCUUUCUUAUUCUUGAAAGAAAGAGCUUGCCAAAGCAAGACACUGUCUCCAGUUUGACCUCCUUGGGAAUGCUUGCGUUCUCCAGGCACACCCUCGGCAACUCAGCUUUGCAGAGCAGGCUUCCAUGAAUAGGGGCAGGUGUCAGCGGUGAUUCUUCCCUUGAGAGCUUUAGCUAAAUACGGACUUCAGGAACAGGAAGGAAAUCAUUGGCCCCGCUUAUGCAGCUUUGUCUGAACUGCAAAUGCAACAACCAAACUGAACCUUAAGCAGCCUGCUAGCAAAGAUGGCAGCGGGAAUGUACUUUUGCUGAAGGUUGGCAGAGUUUCGCCAGACAGACUGAGCUUAUGAGUCUACAUAAUUGUGGUGGGAAAUGCUUUUGAUGCCACUGCACUAUCAAAACUUGAAGUAUCUAGAACUGGCUCAUAAUAUUGCAUAGGAAGCUGGAUGGACCCCUGGUCUGACUUAAGAUGGCUGUUCUAUACUGCACAAAGGCGGUUGCACAUUCUGGGCACAUGCACCCACUCAAAACCAGAUGAAGGGUUGCAGGUAGCCAUCCUUGUAAUCUGGAAAGCCUCUUCUACACAGAAGAAAUUGUGCUCCUGCCAAAUGAUUUCCUCAGCUCAAACGCCAACAUGUGGCGCAACACCAUAUAUUUUGGCAAUGGGCCGAAGCAAUUUCAGCCAGGCUAGCUAGCAGCCAGGUCAUACUCCAAACCCAUCCUCUCCCCAUGGGGAAUGCAGUUCCAAGUGCUGUGGUCUUCCGCUUCCAUGUUUUGGCCACUGGCUUUGUCUUCCAGCAACUGUGCCAGCAGAGCCACUGGCAACACUUCCUAGGGAGGGUGGGGAGAAAGGAAAGUCAACAGUGUCUUCCAAAAUGCCCAGCUUGCUAUUCAUGGAGCUGAAAAUUUGUAGUAUCAGCAUCUCAGUGGUCAAAAACCGACGGAAUAAUUGCAGCCUCAUCAACUACUUGGGCUGUUUCUGAUUACAGAAUAAGAUAUUUUCAUGGUUGUUGAUUGCUUGGUGUUCCUCCUUCUCUGUCUUCCCAUCUUUGACAGGAAGAGACAGCGUGGAUUCUGCUUAAGCCAAGAUUCACUAGUUCAAGUGAUGGUCCAACCUCUCCCACUGUGGAAAAGUUCACUUGGCCACACUUUCCUCUGGAGCAAUAUGCCCUUUCUUGGUAGUUGUCAUGGUUGCACUGAUGCCUUGCCCUACAGCAAAUUGCCAUUAAAGUAGAUAGCAAUAGGCAUCCGCCCUACGCCACACACGGCUCAUGCUGGUUCACGUCCACAGCAAACUCUAGGCGAGCUGAUGUGCUUCAACACACUUUGUAGUCCCUCCAUAAUAUUGGAACGUGGUUGCAAAAUGUUUUGCUUUGAAAACAGCGUGUCUGCCAUGGAUGUAAAUGCGUCUUUUUGUAAGCAUAUGGGGCACUCGGAGCAGCAGAGGUGGAGCGCACUAGCUUGUGAUUCUGAACCGCUAUUUGGAAGCUACUGGAGCGCUCAAAGGCAAGUGUUUGGUGCCUCCAUUUGCUGCUGACGUGGCGAGAAUGCUUGCUCCUCAGCCCGCUUCAUGUCUCAAUUCAUUUUACCUGCCAGUUUUAUUUAUAUACUUAGGACUAUUUGUACAGUUUUUUUUUAAAUGAGAAGUUUCUAUAGUUUUGUAUCUUCCAUGCUACAGCCAGACCUGUUUUUCUCUCUCUCAAGCCCAUACACCUUCCCCUCUGUGGAGCCCUGACUGGUCUCAUUUUGAACAAAUUUUUGUUUCGAAAUAAAAGGUGAAAAAUAA
This is a messenger RNA of Varanus komodoensis (Komodo dragon), 13355 nucleotides long. RefSeq names its product RNA binding motif single stranded interacting protein 2 (gene RBMS2). NCBI's taxonomy places the organism in Eukaryota, Metazoa, Chordata, Lepidosauria, Squamata, Varanidae. The transcript is spliced from 14 exons. The record is from RefSeq and is a predicted model, not a curated record. Gene Ontology annotation, molecular function: mRNA 3'-UTR binding; poly(A) binding; poly(U) RNA binding. Bases 2578 to 3921 code for a protein of 447 amino acids. Gene Ontology annotation, cellular component: ribonucleoprotein complex; nucleus; cytosol.